CAAAUCCAAGAAAUCUCCCAGCCUUUGCCCAUGAAGAGUGAAGUCUGUCAGGUCCUGAACUUCACAUACUCCACACGGAGCACCUUACUUAGACCCAGCAUCAGUUGUAAUAACAGUAAAUGUGAAGACAAGACAAAAACACUUUGAACCUUUGGAGAGGAGAUGUACUAGGAACCUAGUGUGAUCCCCAGCAACUAGAAAUGAGAUCGCUAUUUCCUGCUGUCUCUGUUCGUUUAACUCAAGUCCCUUUGUGCUCAAGCUCCAUCCUGGCCAUUCCAUUUGAAGCUCAAAGUUUCUAUUUCUGAGAUGACCACAUCUCCCACAUCAUCACGAUUGUUGAAAGAUGCUGGGACUGCUACAUUGCUGAAGGUUGUCUCUGCCUUCCGUGGAAAAAAACACACGGUUUUGAAGCAAAGCCGGAUUCCGAUAAGGAGACAGGAUAAUGCUGACCAGAGCUCCUUAGAAGAUCUCUCCUACACCCUCAUCAAUCACAGCGUCCUCGGGAGAAGGUCAUCAGGGAUCUCUGGGGCAUACUAUGAGAACAUUUCCCCCAACACCAAGAGACCCAGGGAGUUCUUGAGAAGAACCGAGACUUCGUAUGCACUUCUCCAUGUGCCUUCGUCCCCAAGGCAUUUGCCCUCCCCAGAAGAUGAAUAUGAACUUCUCACUCCUGGUAAAAUCUCCUUCCACUCCCUGCGUCAGCCACAUCCACCUAUGUUACCUUCUGAGAUUCGGGUUUCUUGUUUAAAACGAAAUAGACCAGAACUUGUCUAAUUACCAGUAAAUAAAAGCUGGGGGUAUAGAGAUCUGGUUGAAGCAGGCAUGGGGCACAGAGCCCUUAAGGGGCACACGCACGGGCACACACACACACACACACACGCCACCCCUUUCUACAGGGAUCUCUGCAGAAUGUGGUUUACAAACCAUAGGGAUCCUUAGAUCCUACUCAAUAUUCAUCCUACAAAGACCAACCACUUAUCCUAAACACCACUCUUUGAGAAGGAAGUGGCCAUCUUUGAUUCCAAAUGGCUUUGGGAAUUGGCUGCUUUGCUCAGUGGUGGGAGGGGCUUCUUGGUCUUCUACAGCUGGGAGCAUCACAAAGAGUCUGCUCCUGUGUCCAGGUUCUUCUCAUAAAAUGUCUACAUAAUUACCUCCUGAAGUCACAAGGAAGCAUUACCCAUCAUACUAAGCAUGCCAGGGGGGUCUACUCAUUCCACACGUGGGCCCAACUCUUCACCUGGAGCCUUCAGGGGGCAGGGAGAGGAGGGGGAGGCUGGGUGCAUUCCUCUCACUCCAUACCACUCAGCGAUGGUCUUUGCAUAGUGUCCUUUGACUUGUUGGCCCUCAUGGCUUUGUCGGUUACAUGGCUUGAAUCAGUAAGUUCUAGGCCAGGUUUUUAUAUAAUUUUUAGUAUAAUUUUAAUACAUAUUUUAAACCUUGUAUUUCUCCCUAGAAAUAUCUUAAUAAGAAAAUCAUAGCAUUAGAGCAUGGUAGAGUAGAAAGACCUAUGGAGACACUCUAAUGCCACCAUCCCUUUUUUGCUCAGAGAGGAUAAGUAGGCCAAUGCAACUUUGCAAGUUACUGACAGAACUUUAUCCAGAGCCCGAUUUCCUGGCUCCCGAUUCCACACUCUUCCAACAUACUACAUAGAAGAGCCUCUAUUUAACUGUAUGGUGUAUAUGUGGAUUAAUUCAUAUGUCAUGUAUAAAAUAAUAAUAAAAUGUCUACAUGGGAAAAAUAACACCCCCACACACAUACCCCUUCUCCAAUGAGCCUUUCUCUGUAUGUUCUGAUUAUUUUUCCUAAUUUUUUUCUCAUUGUUCCUAGAAUUCUGUCUACUCCCUAAAACAGGGGUCAGUACACUGUGGCCCACAGGCCAAACCUGACCUAGUGCCUUUUUUUUUAAAUAAGUAAAUUGUUAUUGGAACACG
Acinonyx jubatus (cheetah) is the source of this 1931-nucleotide messenger RNA. It is a transcript of the gene GCSAM, whose product is annotated as germinal center associated signaling and motility. Lineage: Eukaryota; Metazoa; Chordata; Mammalia; Carnivora; Felidae. The transcript has 4 exons. The coding region runs from base 307 to 774 and encodes 155 amino acids. The record is from RefSeq and is a predicted model, not a curated record. Gene Ontology annotation, biological process: regulation of B cell receptor signaling pathway; negative regulation of lymphocyte migration.